This is a messenger RNA of Diaporthe batatas, 3621 nucleotides long. RefSeq lists its product as uncharacterized. Gene Ontology annotation, molecular function: transcription corepressor activity. The transcript has 3 exons. The coding region runs from base 489 to 3035 and encodes 848 amino acids. The record is from RefSeq and is a predicted model, not a curated record. Lineage: Eukaryota; Fungi; Ascomycota; Sordariomycetes; Diaporthales; Diaporthaceae. Gene Ontology annotation, cellular component: nucleus.
GACCGCCUCUCUUAGGAAUCCCUCCUCGCCCUCUCCUUCACCCGCCGAACCUCUUCUCCUCCUCACCUACUCGCCCACUCGCUUGCUCACUUCCCUCCGAGAUCCCCUCAAACCUUCUCUCCUGCUGUUCUCUCCCGGUGACAACCUAUCGAACCGCUAUGUGACAAGCCCUCCCCUCGUAGCAGCAGCCCACACUCCACGGUACCUACGAUCACUGCCGUCACCCAAAGACAUCAUCCACCCGCUCUCUCUGCAAGGACCGACCGACCAGCCCGCCCAGCUUUGCCCGCCCACCACCCGCGAACAAAUCCCUCCUUUCCUCCCACCCUUCGAAUCCAGACCCGAAUAGACUACUCUCAAUAUACGGGGUAUAAGGCACAACGAGAACGCCCAUAGACUCGUCUCAGCCCGGUUCCUGACAGCUUCGGCUGCUGGUAAUUGUGGUGCAGAGUCCCGGUCUCGAGGUGGAACAUACAUCGUCUGCAGCCAUGGUUCUGAGCAUACCCGACACCGGCCUCCACCUGGAGAGCUCGGCCAAAUUUGCAGAUACCCUCCCAUUGCAGGCCUUUGCCCUCACUCUCAGUGACAAUGUGAUUGAGGACUUGAUUCAGCGUGUCCAGAAUGGGGGCGACGUCAAAUUGUCCCUGGGAAAUGUUCCCGUAAGUGACAGGCAGAAAGAAGUCUCACACCCACAACCAACCCCCCCCCCCCCUCUCAAGUUGGGAUGGAAGGAGAGGCAUUCCUAUUGUUCGACUGCAACAGCAACAACAAUAGCUUCACAACAGGGUCCCAAACGGGGACAAUGUAUUUUCAAUUGGACGAAACUAUGCUUCACUCUGAAUUCACUUCUCUGCGGCAGGGAAGCAGUCCACAAGAUCCCAAAAACCGCCGAGAUACCAAGCCUCGACCUCUACCUGACCGACCCCUCAGACUCGGCACAAGAAGCAGAGAAGCUGCCACAUCCCACAAUGUCUCUCUUCAUGAGGCCCGAGUUGAGAAAGUACCCCAAGCUGGCCGCUGGCCGCGUGGUGGUCAAGGACAAGGCAGCCCCGGCGAACGCCCCCGCUGCAACUCGCAGCCCACAUCCCGACCUCCCCGACGACAUCGCACAACUCAAGAAGUCCAUGGCACAGGCCAAGAAUGACAAGCUGGAGAACGGUACCAAGAUCGUCAAUACUCCCAUUUCGGGCGUGAAGCGAGGCUCGAAGACCAGCAAGGCGAAACUGCUCCCCUCGGGCAAGGGCAGCACCUUCACCACCACCAUCAGCAGGUCUGGUGCCGCCAGCCCUGCCCUCAGCGGGACCGGGUCUCCCUCCCUUGGAGCCACGCUAUCAGCCGACGAGCUGGCAAAGGAGAAGGCCAAGGAGCUCCGCUCGCCUAUUGUGCACGAGCUGGCCGUCAGGGAGAUGACGUUUGAGGAGCUCCAGUCCAGGUGGCCGAGUGACGACAGCGACUUCAAGCCUGCCCUGAACAAGGUGGCCGAUUUCGACAGCACCCGACAAAAGUACACUCUGAAGAGGAUGUACUGGAAGGAACUCGACGUGUUCAGAUAUGGAUACGACGAUGACGAGCGGCAAAAGGCUAUCGACAACGCCAUCAAGAUGUACGACCGCAUGCGAGUGGGUACUGCCGAACCUGUAUGGCAGAGGCUGCUGCCCAAGGAGGAGCGCGGGAAGGGGAAAUGUCUUAGCAAACUCCAGGCAACAAUCGCCAAGAGCGCGGCUACUGCCCAGGCCAAUACGCCGCAGAUCAAGGUCCACGACGCAGAAGACUCGAGCGGCAGCAGGAAUGGAGACGGCAACCUGUCUGGUAUCGAAAUGAAGAAGAAGAAGGCUGGCUCCCCAUUGCCACGAUCUUCCUCGCAGACGAGGCAACCAAGCAAGACCGAGACCAAGCUGCUGUCACAGAAGAAGGCCUUGACUCCGAAGGUGUCGCCCACGAAGGCUGGUGCAAAGGCGGGCGCCAAGGCCAAGGGCGGCCGCAUCCUGUCCAAGGAGAUCAUCUCGGACUCCGACUCCUCCUCGGAAGACGCGCCCAUGUCGAAAACUGUGGCCAAGUCGAAGGCAGCGGACAUGGAGCGGGAGCGGGAGAAGGCGAGGGAGAGAGAACGAGAACGAGAGAGAGCCGAGCGAGAAAAGGAACGUGAGAGGGAGCGUGAGAAGGCAGAACGCGCGAAAGAGCGUGAGAGGGAACGUGAGAGGGAGCGCGAAAGGGAGCGUGAGCGCGAGCGCGAGCGGGAGAAGGCUGAGCGAGAAAAGGAGCGUGAGAGGGAGCGCGAGAGGGAGAAGGCAAGGCUGGCGGAGAAGGCAAGGCAAAAGGAAGCCGCAGCCGCAGCCGCCAAGACGAAGCCCAAGCUCGCUGCGCCCAAGGAGAUCAUCAGGUCCCAGGUCGUGGCUCGACCGGCUGUCCAAAAGCGGCCCCGCGAGGACCCCGAGGACGACAGUAGCUCCAGCUCAGGCACACCGCUGAGCAAGCGGGUGAACAGGGACGUCAAGGCGACCACUGCCCCCUCGUCCAAGCUGGCCAACAAGCGACCCCGCUCCGACUCGGCCUCGCAGGGCUCAUCCCGCAGCAACGGCAACGCGGGCAGCAGCCUGCCCAGCAAGUACAAGAACACCAGCCCGAUCAAGUCUUCGCCCCUUGCCUCUUCGCCCCCGACCAACGCCUCGGACUUUGACCAGACAUCCACCGACGAGAGCCGGCACGGCCGGCAGCGCGACCGGUCCCCCGACCGCAGCGUGACGGUGGCGAACGGGAGGAACAUCAACGUGAAGAAGCGCAAGGCGCAGCAGCAGGCCGACCAGGACACCAUCGACGUGGCCAUGGCGGACAAGAAGCGCCAGCGGGUGUCGACGGAGCUCCUGGACAAGGCGCGCAGGUUCAAGAUGCACUACGUCGUGUACCAGCAGCUGCACCGCGAGCUGUCCCGGGCCGGCAGCUUCAACAAGGAGAAGUACGAGAAGCUGAUGGAGAUGCACGAGAGCCUGGACGAGCUCAAGAGCUCCAUCUACUCCCAGGUCCCGCAGAAGGUCUGAGCUUGAGCAGAAGAGGGGCCAGGAGAAGAAAGAAAAAGAAAAAGAAAAGCCACGAUGGGACGAACGAAAUACGGAAAACGAGAAAUAUUACUAUGGGUAUGCAUAGGAACAGCAGCAGCAGAUUUCCAGGAUGGCGAAUUUCCUUUUGGUUGUGUUGUUCUUCCCCCCGCCCCUCCCUCUCUCUUCAUAAUUUCGCGUCAUGGAAAUGCAUACACAGCACAUCGGGACUAAAUACUGUCCCCUCGCAUCCUCACAUCAUCACGUCUCUCAAAGCAUUUACAAAACGGGUCUGGUCUUUGCAUUGUUUGGCUGAGGGGAAUGGGGAAACCACAAGUCCCCCUACCCUCCCCUCCGCCGGGGUCUCAGGGAAGAAGGUGUUUUCACGGUCAUAGCAUUUUCCUUUCUUCCUGCUGCUGCUGCUGCUGCUGCUGCUUCUUUCAUUUUCUGCUCGUUCUCGUUCCUCCCACCUACUUAGUAGUUUUGAAGAAAAGCCCCAUCCCCUUUCCUCCCUCCUGUGUAUAGGACAGGAUAGGGCAGGGACUCAUGAUACCAAGAAUUGAAGAGAAAGAAACUUCUCGUGAAAUAA